Molecule: messenger RNA, 3005 nt
Organism: Odontomachus brunneus
Lineage: Eukaryota; Metazoa; Arthropoda; Insecta; Hymenoptera; Formicidae
Product: TBC domain-containing protein kinase-like protein
Exons: 12
Coding region: 429-2858 (809 amino acids)
Biological process (GO): activation of GTPase activity; protein phosphorylation
Molecular function (GO): GTPase activator activity; ATP binding; protein kinase activity
Source: RefSeq, a predicted model, not a curated record
AUUGCUUGCUGGAUGGAAAUACUCUGUUUUGAUUCAUGUAUUUCUAUCCAUCUUCAGCACCAAUCAGAACGGAGUAUUUCCAUUCAGCAAGCUAUCCAGCACGAAAACAAGCAUCGUGUGCCACUAGCUUUACAGCGCAUAAACGCCCAAAGCGAACGCAGCCUUUGUCAAGAUAACGAAUGACGCGGUUUUCGUUAUCAUGCUAUGAUAUAAUAUAUAUUGGUGUCGUUACUGUAUGAUAUAUACUGUAAUUACGUUUUCAUGUUUUAUUGAGUGACAGCUGUAAAUGAUGGAUAAAGUAGGCGGAUCUCUCUCUCUUCGUAAGGGAUGCAUACAGAUUUGCAAUAAUUAUGAGUGACGUUAAUUUUGAAUCAAAACAGUGGAACUGGCUCGUAUGAUCGAAGAAUUUUAUAAAUAAUCUCACAAAUAUGUGUCCAGCACUCUUGGAGAACGAGGAACGAUGCUUGGGGGGUAUGACUUUCUUUGCACAGAGUCACCCAGUGGAAGUUUGUGGUAGCAAUGGUCUACCACUUACUCCAAAUUCAAUAACAAUUUACGGGAAAUCUCAAGUUUUGAAGACUAUUUACCAUCCACAUCUUUCUCCUUACCUCGAUAUAAUUAGAAGUAAACAUGAGAGGAUAGUGGUUGUUGCUGAGUACAGUGGAAAUCCAUUAAACAUUAACCGAGAUCUUACCACAGAGGAGAUUGUCAAGAUAUCCUUUCAAUGUCUCUUAGGAUUACAACAUAUGAAUGAACUUGACCUGGUGCACAGACAUUUGAGUCCAGAUAAUAUUUUGAUUCAGAAAAAUGGUGAUAUACAGCUGUACAAUUAUGGAUUGUACUAUAUGACAGAUGAAGGAAAAAAUGUGUCUUUUCCAAUUGGUUCUCCAAAGUAUACGGCACCAGAAGUAUUUUUGAACCCUAGUUCAAGUGGUGUUAAAGUAGAUUCCUGGUCUCUAGGAAUAAUUAUAGCAGAGCAGUUGUUGGGACAACCUAUUUGGCCUGGUGCAAAGUUGUCCCAAUGCUUGAGAAAGGUUCUGAGCUUAAUGCUGUGUGAUAACAGUAUAUUUGAACGUCUUGCCAGAGAAAACAAUUGUUUUCAAGCUUAUGAAAAGCUGUCAAAGGAGCUGAAAGAAUUUGUCGAUUCCUGUCUACAAAUUCAUCCUACCAAGCGUAAAACUCCAGAGGAAUUGUUAGAACUACCGAUAUUCAGGGAGCACUUAAUGAGAAAUGCUCAAGAGAAAGAAGAGAAUCUUUAUAAAAAUGUAAUAGUUAGGAAAAUGGACGAACUAUAUUAUCUGUGGCAGCUGGCUGGUGGAGAUAUUACUGUAGAUCUAAAGAAACAGGGUCUCAUCAGAUCAAGACCACCUAUUUUAUCUAUUCCCAACUUGGUCAUACUGCUGGGCCAAAUGUUUGGCCAAAGGGAUACCGCUAGUCUGCUCGACGUGAGAGUCGUGAAAGUUCCCAUGGAGACUCUUCGCCAACGUCUAGCUCACAUCCCAUAUAUAGCAAAUUAUCCUUGGUUGACAAACCAAAUGCGAGUUCAGGCGCAGGAAGAUCUGACAAACGCUGCGUCUCAGUUGCCGUUAAUUAUACGAGAGCGCGACACAGAGUAUCAAUUUUAUCGGCUGGUCCUGUACGACAGACUCUUACAAGUGUAUCCGCUCACCCAAGACGCAAUUAUCGAGGAGGCGCACAAGGACAUACCGCCGCCAGUGCGGGGAGCCGUGUGGGCGGCUUUGCUCGGUAUCACCGGUGACAUACAGAAGCGUUAUGACAUGAUUGACAAGGAAACGCCCACACACACCGAUCGACAGAUAGAGGUGGAUAUACCAAGGUGUCAUCAAUACAGCGAGCUACUGUCGUCCGGUGCCGGGCAUGAACGACUGCAACGAUUGCUCAAGGCGUGGGUCAGGAACAAUCCGCACUACGUUUAUUGGCAGGGACUUGAUUCGCUGACGGCGCCCUUCCUUUAUUUGAAUUUCAACAACGAAGCUCGUGCAUUCGGAUGUCUGUCUGCUUUCAUACCGAAAUAUCUGCACAAGUUCUUCUUGAAAGAUAACUCGGCGGUGAUACAAGAGUACCUGGGAAAAUUCUCUCAGAUCAUAGCAUUCCAUGAUCCUCAACUGGCUAAUCACCUGAAGUCCAUUAACUUUGUGCCAGAACUGUUUGCCAUACCGUGGUUUUUGACAAUGUUUUCACAUGUAUUUCCGCUGCAUAAAAUAUUGCAUCUGUGGGAUAAAUUACUAUUGGGAGACUCGUCGUUUCCUCUCUUGGUUGGGCUGGCGAUAUUGAAGCAACUACGAGACUCUUUGUUGAUGUCGGGUUUCAAUGAAUGCAUCCUUCUGUUCUCCGAUCUACCCGAGAUCGACAUAGAGUUAUGCGUUAAGGACUCUAUGACGAUGUAUCAGAACACCCCGGCUAGUAUUACGUAUAGGAAGCACCAGUAUAACACGAAGGAUGCAAAUUGGAUUGAACCCGAGACGGGAACCGAGAAAAUGCCACGGAUAAGUGUAGACGAUUUUCUAAAUCUACACAACAACUCACCGAGCAAAGUAAUAGUGGUCGACGUACGUAGUAAUAUACAGUUCGAAAGAGGUGCUAUUCUUGGCAGUAUUAAUAUCCCGUUCACGAGUGUGCAGCUCUCUCAGACUCAUGUAGACACACUCGGACCACACGCGAAGCCGCUGACGGACAACAAAAACAGUGUCGUCGUAAUUAUCGGGCCACAUGAUCAAAACAAUGCAUUGUUUGCAGAUUUCCUAGUAAAAUGCAGUGUCGUAGGAGUCUGCUCUUUGCAAGGCGGCAUUAAUGCGUUACGUUCCAAGGCGCCAAAUAUAAUAGUACCUGCACGUUAAUUAAGAGAAUUGUGUCUAAAAUAAGGACAUUAUUGUACAUAAUACUCAGAAUUACUUCACCGUCGAUAAAGUACAAUUGAUAUUACAUGUGACCUGUAAAACUUAUAUAACAGGCUGUACAAUUUUGUGAUAAAAGGAUUCAUCGAA